UCUUCAGGAACAACAACGCGGAUACUCUUUCAACCACCCCGGUAGCUUGCUAGCCAACAUAAAACUGAAAGGUUUACGUUUUAGACCAUGUUUGUGUACAUUAGCUAAUCCCAGUGUUUUAAACAAAUUUCGGUUUGACGUAUCAACUGCUUAACUUUAACCUAAUUUGCUUGUUCAAUUUGCAAACUUGUUAAAGAUUGAUUCUGAGCCUAGCACUAGGCUAGUCGCUAAUGCUAGCUAGCUAACAUCCCUGACCAUGAGCACACCAAACUACUCCUCCCUUGCUAAUGACGAGGGGGUCUGCUGUAUGGAGAAAGAAUCUUUCAGAAUGAAAAAGGAGGAAGAGGAGGCUGUUAUAGUGAAAGAAGAGAAAGAACCUUUUAGAGAGGAAGAGGAUGCUAUUUCAGUAGAGGUGAAGGAUGAAGACGUUUUGGGAGUGAAAGAGGAGGAGACAGAAGAUCCGAUUUACACCAGAGAGAGACAUGACUAUUGUGGAUCCUCUGGGGAGCCUCAACAACAUCCUGCUGACGAGGAAGAGAAGAGUCUCUCCAGAUCAGGACACCAGAUGGACAACGCUAGCCCGUCCUCCCUCCCGGAUUCCCCGUGUCGUGCCUCUCCCGGUAGCACCUUACUGCUGGGUAUGAAGAGGUUGUCUGUGCUGCAGGUGGACUGCAGGAAAACAACGGGGCUGAGUGGAACUGUGAGAGGAGGAGAAGAGAAGAAAGGAUCAGAUUUGACUCAUCAAAGAGAAAGACCAGACUCAGAGGAACCAGAGCCAGGGACAUCCAAACCAGCAAGACGACACCAGUGCUCCCACUGUAGAAAGGGUUGUAACCGGUUAUGGGACCUGAAACAGCACGAGAAAAUACACCACUCCUCCCAGUGUGGAAAGAGUUUUAAGGGUUUAGGAAACCUUAAAGCUCAUGAGAGAAUACACACAAGGGAGAAGCCGUACCACUGUUCCCGGUGUGGAAAGUGUUUCAGCCAGUCAGGGGAGCUGAAACAACAUGAGAGAAUACACACAGGGGAGAAGCCUUACCACUGCUCCCAUUGUGGAAAGAGUUUUAGGGUUUUAGGAAACCUUAAAGCUCAUGAGAGAAUACACACAAGGGAGAAGCCUUACCACUGCACCCAGUGUGGAAAGUGUUUCAAUCAGCCAGGGCAUCUGAAACGGCACGAGAGAAUACACACAGGGGAGAAGCCUUACCACUGCUCCCAGUGUGGCCAGUGUUUCAGCCAGAAAGGAAACCUGAACCAACACGAGAGAAUACACACGGGGGAGAAGCCUUACCACUGCUCCCAGUGUGGAAAGUGUUUCAGCCAUUCAAGGGAGCUGAAACAACACGAGAGAAUACACACAUGGGAGAAGCCUUACCACUGCUCCCAGUGUGGAAAGAGUGUUACGCUUUUAGGAACCCUUAAAGCUCACGAGAGAAUACACACGGGGGAGAAGCCUUACCACUGCUCCCAGUGUGGAAAGAGUUUCUGCCAGCCAAUGGAGCUGAAACAACACGAGAGAAUACACACAGGGGAGAAGCCUUACCACUGCUCCCAGUGUGGAAAGAGUUUUACGCUUUUAGGAACCCUUAAAGCUCACGAGAGAAUACACACGGGGGAGAAGCCUUACCACUGCUCCCAGUGUGGAAAGUGUUUUUGCCAGUCAGGGGAGCUGAAACAACACGAGAGAAUACACACAGGGGAGAAGCCUUACCACUGCUCCAUGUGUGGAAAGAGUUUUAACCAGAAAAGCAACCUGAACCAACAUGAGAAAAUACACAGAGGGGAGAAGCCUUACCACUCCUCCCAGGGUGCAAAGUUUUUGCCCAUUUAGGAAGCCUGAAAGAACACAUGAGACUACACACAGAGGAGAAGGCUUAGAAAUUGCUCAGACUGGGAAAACAUAUUACUCAUCACAGUCACUUGAACGUCAUGAGAGAAUCCACACAGAAGAGAAGAAUUACUUGUAUAUUGAUAUUUCAUAUCUCAUUUACUUAAAAUUCAUCAGAAAACAUACACAGUGCUCCCAUUGUCUUAUAUUGUUGACUGAUAAUGUGUUUACUUGUUUUUACCGUAUGAAAUUAAAUGGUACAAGGUAUACUCAAACAUAUAUUUGUUUGUUUUUAUUAGAAAACAUGACUUUAAUAUGGAGUCUGUCAUUUUGAAUAUAGAGUAGAUCAGAUUCCAUGUGUUUAAAUGGUCCUUUUAAAACUCUGACUGUGUGUUUAUCUGGGUGUGUCAUUCCUCCAGCACUACAGAUAAUACAGUGAUAUUUGGAUGUGAUGCAUUUGCUCCAUUGUUGACAUUUGCAUUUUUGGCCCACUGAUGAUUUAAUGAAAUUAAAAUGUUCAGACUCUGUAAUGGAAAAUGUUAAUUGUAUGUGUCCACAUAACUGAGUAUGUGACUAACCUUGUGAAACGGUCCUAUUAUAAUCUCCUGUUCUUGGGAGUAUCAUUCUGUGUUGCAAACUUUGUAUGAAUAAAGUCCCGCCCAGGAACAGGAAACUAUAAAGAUAUGUGCUCAUCACCCAAUGCUUCAGGAAUUCAGACUGUCUACACUGCGCUGUGUAACUGUUAUUCUCUCUGAGCUCAGAAAUAAAGAAUCUUGGUUUGA
Molecule: messenger RNA, 2610 nt
Organism: Salvelinus fontinalis (brook trout)
Lineage: Eukaryota; Metazoa; Chordata; Actinopteri; Salmoniformes; Salmonidae
Product: zinc finger protein OZF-like
Exons: 4
Coding region: 257-1831 (524 amino acids)
Biological process (GO): regulation of transcription by RNA polymerase II
Cellular component (GO): nucleus
Molecular function (GO): DNA-binding transcription factor activity, RNA polymerase II-specific; RNA polymerase II cis-regulatory region sequence-specific DNA binding
Source: RefSeq, a predicted model, not a curated record